GAAGGCGCAUGGUGUCAGAGAGAGUGAAAACACGCACACUCGAGGCACCUGGACACACCUGAACUCCCACUUCCGGAAAAUUCCUGUACAAGAUCUGGAGCACGUUCCGCUGGGAAUACUGAUCCAGGAGAUUUAUGAUACUGUAUUUUAGGAAGGAGAAACUCAAAUGUGAUUCCUGUUCUGAGAGAUGGCCUUUGAUAAACACGACAUAAAAAGUCUAUAAUAUUGUAAUUCAAGCUGUCUGAGGACCUUUCUUCAGUCUCUGUUCCAGUGGUCAAAGCUCCUCUAGUUCUGAUGCCAGAAUCCUCUGUUCCUGACUGGGAAACGGAAAAGAAGAUAAGUAAAGAAGAAAAGAUCAAUGGUGCUGAUAUGGAACCAAGCACACUGCCCUGGCCUGGAGACAAGGCUGAUCAACUUGGCAAGAGAGAAGAAGCAGCAUCUGAUCUCAAACUACAGCAGAGUGAAAUGGAUCUUGUAGAAGAGAAGGAGAGGGAGAGAUCAGAUAGCGGGUCCCACCGUGGAGUAAGCAGGACUGAGAGUGAGCGAGAGUUUGGUGGGCAAGAAAAGCAGGCAACGUGUGAAGACUGCGUGGAGGGAAAGCAGCCUGAGUUAAGACAGAAGGUUCCACCCUUGGAGAUUGAGGUGGAGGAGUUGAACAGUAUGCCCGAGAAAGCCGUUGGGGUUUUCAGUCCGAAUGUAAGCGUCCUGCGCUCCACCAGCAUGCCUGCUUCGCCCAUGUGCAAGUCAGAACUCUGGGAGGAGGAGAGUCAUGCCUUCAUUAGGCACGAAGACACACUUCCAGAUGAUUACUACCAUGCUUAUCCCAGACAGAACAAGUUGCAAAUCUGUUCGUGUGCUGGGACAUACCGUGAUGUGCUUAAAUUGGGUGUGUCCAUAUUCAUGUCAGCUCUGAUUUUCCCUGUCCUGGUUUGGGGUGGUCACACUUUCUUACCCUUUGAUGCUCCUCUGCUGGAUAGCGCCUCCCUAAGGCUGGUCUACACGCUGCGCUGUUCCGUCUUUGCAGUCGUACCGAUUGUCCUGGGUGUGUUGAUGCUGGGUGUGUCCCGUGUGCGCUAUCGUUCUCUGAAACCUCACUGUGACGGAGAGGUUGAAGAGGUGAACAUCCACCGCCGCUACGUUGACGACUCUGUCUCACUCUUUCUCCUGUACUUCCUUCAGCUGGGUGUCAUGGCUGCUUAUCUGAACCAGAACCUUCUCAAACUGGUGCCUCUCCUCACCAUCAUUUUUGCCAUUGGCAGGCUGAUUUACUGGAUUGCAGCAGCAUGGGGUAGCAGCCUGAGGGGUUUUGGGUUCGGGCUCUCCUUUUUGCCCAUGCUGACCAUGUUGGUGGCCAACCUGUACUUCAUCUUCAUGGCUGAUUCUGCUGGCUCGAUCUUUGCCCGGGAUGAACUGGAUCCACUCAGCCCUCCUCAGGAGUACAGGAAGAGGUUGUGGGGGUAGCGUGAGAUCUGAUCCCCAAACGCUAAUUAAAAAAGGAGAGAUUUUCUUCAGCUGUGCUUUUUAUUAUCUCUCAUUUCUGCUCGCUUCAGAACAUGGAUCAAAUGCUUACAUGCAUGAAAAAAGUAGUUCUCCAGUUUGGGGGGUGGGAGGGUUAAUAUGACAUUGUGCAUAUGAUGGACCACAUGCUGUGAAUUUGCCAUUUAUUGAACAUUACAGCCUUCCACAUCUGCUGUUUGGCUUGAAAUAUUGUAAUGGCUAAAAGGGGGAAACUGUACAUGGUUAUCUGCCGUAUUUAAAACAAAUGAGAAGAUGCCCUCCAGUGAUGGCUUAGUCUAUGUUGUUGCAGUCAUGUGAACAAUAGUGCGAAUGAGCAUAAUUCCAGAGCACAAUCAAGCAAGAUUUAAAUGCUUUAGUGACAGCAGGUUGCUUAAAAUAUCACACAGUAAGAGUGGGCUUAUGAAUACAACAUGAGCAGAUGUGGAAAGAUAUAUUUUUUUUAAUAUACUUUUUUUUUUUUUUGCUAAUGCUAAAAGAACACUAAUUUUUUCUUUUCUUGCUGAAGGAGUUUAAAAAUAUGUUGCAGCAUGUUUGUGGAAUUUGUGUGCAAUAUACCUGAAGUGGGUUAUUCAUUCCUCAUUAAAAUGGAAGCACAGAAAAGGGGAACAAAAAAACUCUUCCAUUUCUUGUACUCUUUCACUACAGAUUUUCUCAUGAAAGUUAAAUUGGGAAGCUGGGUAUGGAUUUUCUAAAUGUGUGUGUGAAGGGUCUGGGUAUUUCAAGCUGUCAGACAAGGGCAUAAACAAAUAUGUUAAUUUCUUAAGAAGAUUUAAAUGUCACUUUUGCAUGCUUUUGUAUUAACUCUUGUGAAUAAGAUGUAAUUUUCCUCUGAGAUCAUGUCAUUUAUAUCCUAAACACUGAUAACCAAAGACUACGUAUGUAACAGUGGUUGUGUAAGACUGAGCAGCAGGUUGCCGGGGCGGUUUCCUUCCGGAACUAUUAGUUUUCCCAUCUGCUUAUUUUAUUGCCGAGUAUAAAUAUCAAAGCAAUAUGUAAUACCGUGUAGCCUAUAAAAGGUUCACUCCUACAUUAAACUCAUUCUCUGGCUGUUCUCACCAACCUGAGAGAUCCAGUGACCCUGGCAGUCUAUCACUUGUAGAACCAUGGUUACAUAUGUAACCUUCUGUUCUACUUCAUUUCAUUUUUGACUGCUGGGGUGGUUUCUUUCAGAUGUAGUAGAGGAUGUGUAUCAAAGUUGUCACAAGGGUUUAUAAUACAUUUGAAUAGUACACGCUACCAGACAGUGAUAGACAGGACUGAUAAACGGUGCAAAUACCAGACCGGGAAUCACUCAGGUGCUGUGCAGCAGUGCCAGUUUUACCAAUGUGGUUGCUGUUGCCAGAGGCAGAAAGUCCGUGUACGGGCAGUGUGUGAUCUCGUCCUCUGAUAAUUUUCUGACUGCUUUUGUGACUGAGACUACUCUUUCAUCUCUCAGAUAAUCUUGCUCGACUCAUAAGAUUCAUGCCUAUGAACUGCACAGUCUGUAGAUGUACCAUGGCUCUUCUUAUAAUUGACUUUCAGUUCUACCGCUUCUACAUGUGAGAUUAGGAGCUCUGUCUGGCUCAGCACGUGCUGUUGGGACUGUCCAAACAUGGAGCGUGGUGUUACAAGGGCUCUGGGCCAGUGCUUACCUAUUUUAUGAGCCCUGAACUGAUGUCACACCACUUGUGUGAAAUUGGAGCCAUUAUCUGUGUUCCACAGCAAUGGGAAUGCAAAAAUAUGCAUCCUUCAUAUACUGUAUGCGGAUACUACCAAACAGUGUAUGUUCACAUGCUGCAUCACAUCUGAUAUGUAAUGGCAGUCAUUUAAGAUGAUGUUUAGAUAUCUCAGAUCUAAAAUGGACCAUAUUCCACCUCAUUUAUUUGGAAUCAGAAAAUAUUUCAAAAUAUUUGGCCAGCUUUUCUGGUCCUUCUACUAUUUAUAUGGCCUGUUUUUACCCUUAGUCGUGACUGCAUUUCUGCACUUUGCAGAGCCAGCUGGCUCUGCGUCUAUGCAAUGGACCCCCUGUGUUUGGUGCUGUAUGACUUUAAAAACUUUUAAAUAAAAACACUGAAGCUUGACUGCAGGGUUCAAGUUGCAGAGGGGUGAAACAUCCCACUGUUAUUGUGCGAUUUCAGAAGUAAUGAUAGGAUCUCUAGCAGCAGUUUUGCUAAAUCAUGCUUUAGAGGCUUGAUCAUGCCUUGUCCUAGCCCAAAAAUGUUUUCAUGUGUGUGCUUUUUUUUUUUAGUUGAAGCUUCCUAUGUGAGAUCAUAGUCGUGUCGCAACAUUACCUGUUAUUACGUGGCAAGGAAAUGAGUAAGUGGAAAAUACCACUAGUUUUUCCUGAAGGAAACCGUCGUAGCAAUUCAGAAUAAACAUGAAUACAACUACACCUGCUCUGUUUUUUAGUUUUCUAGAAACAGUAUACCAAACAAGAGAAUGCUCUGCAUUAUAGUUUACAUGAUUCACUUGUUACUGGUAUAAUUCUGUAUUAGCUUUAACCUAAAUUCAGACAAAGAACAUGAUUGGAUGUAUAAAAAUCUCUAAUUCAAAACAGGUUUUUUGUGUAUUUCCCUUUUUACACUUUAUAUACUGUGCACUGACCUUAAUAAAUUGGAAAUAAUAUUCUUA
Molecule: messenger RNA, 4128 nt
Organism: Neoarius graeffei (lesser salmon catfish)
Lineage: Eukaryota; Metazoa; Chordata; Actinopteri; Siluriformes; Ariidae
Gene: tmem79b
Product: transmembrane protein 79b
Exons: 5
Coding region: 295-1461 (388 amino acids)
Biological process (GO): regulated exocytosis
Cellular component (GO): trans-Golgi network membrane; lysosomal membrane
Source: RefSeq, a predicted model, not a curated record